UCAUCUUAACCGUUCAAAACCGGAUCUACCUGGGCGGUCAGCGAUCAGAUUGGGAGAUUUUGCUAACCAUGAGAGAAAGAACUUAAAAUCUAGCGACAGAUGGGCACCACUGUGGCGCUCAUAAUGUGGUGGUGUGUGAGAGAGAGGUGAGAGAUUUGUACAUAGUGAGAGCAGAGAGUGUAUCAGUAUCAGUGGGGUUAGGGCAGUGGGACGAAGGAAGAAAUGUCCUCCUUACCCUCUCUCCUCUCUCCUUUCUUUCUCAAGCCUACAAUCAAUGGCUCUCCCUGCUUGCCUUGUUCUCCUCAUCUCCACAAAAUAUUAAGAAAAGGAUAUGGUUCAUCCUCCUCCUCCUCCUCCUCCUCCUCCUCCUCCUCUUCAUUUCAUCUUCUGAGUCAGAGAGUUACAACAAGCUCUAGAGUAAGUAGCAAAGGGAUUUUGUGCAAAGCAUCUGAAAAGGAUGGCACCUCCAAGGCUUCAUCAAAGGAGGCAUUAGAUGGUCAAUCUCCUCUGACACUUGCUCAGCAGGUGGGGUUAUGGAUCAUGGAGGGUGUAUACGUCGUCUGGCUUUUCCUUCUCCCUUAUGCUCCGGGUGAACCGUUGUGGGAAAUCAAGCUGGAUACCAUUAUCGUCCUUUUAAAGCUUUCCCACAACUUUUUCUACAUUCUUCCGCUGGCCAACUUAGUGGGCUUUCAUCUAAUUGAGGCAUCCUUGCUUCAUCCUGCAUGUGAAGCAUUGUUCAAUUUUGUUAUCGCAUGGACACUUAUGUUUGCUCCAUUGCUCUUCACUGAUCGCAAGAGAGGGAGAGUUAAAGGAUUCCUUGAAGUCUUAUGGAUCAUCCAAAUGUUCCUUACAAACACAUUAAUACCUUACAUGGCCAUUCGCCUUGGUGCCACGAAUGAAAGCUAUGGCCCUGAAGUCGAUGAGAAGCCCUCGAAGUUGGUCUCAGUUUUGACAAACAAUGCAGCGACUGUGGGAUUGAUUGGUGGUUUAUUGGGUGUCAUCUCAAUAUUAUGGCUCUUUUAUGGCCGUCCUGAUGGGGGUUUUGGAGCAGUAGGAGAUCGAUGGGGGUAUUUUGUAGAGUAUAUACUAUCUGACAGGAUAGCUUAUGCCUUCGUUUGGGAUAUCGUACUCUACAUCAUAUUCCAGCCCUGGUUGGUAGGGGACAACCUCCAAAAUGUAGAGGAGAACAAUGUUGGGUUAGUGAAUGCCCUUAAAUUUAUACCUUAUGUUGGGUUAGGUGCUUAUCUGUUGAGUUUCAAGAAGGAUGUAAAAUCAAAUUCAUGAAUAUUCAGAUUACAGAAAUUUGUGGUUUUCUCGCAUAAUUUGCUGACUUUCUCUACAAGAGGAAACUAUGUUGAAGUGCCUUUUUAUUGUUGACUCGUGGGUUUGAUGCUGUCAGUAUUUAAACCCAUGUUGUAAGGAGUCUGAUGCUGUCAGUAUUUAAACCCAUGUUGUAAGGAGUCUGAUCAGACUUGGGGUGUUGUGAAAUUACAGUUUAUUGAGCCAAGACUAGGAGUACUUGGAGAAUGACCACUAUCAUGGGUUUUGCUAAAUCAGUCAGUGCUAUUUUUCUUUUCUUUUUUUAACAUUAAGUCGGAGUACUAUUUAUUUUA
Messenger RNA from Amborella trichopoda, 1613 nucleotides. RefSeq lists its product as uncharacterized. The record is from RefSeq and is a predicted model, not a curated record. Lineage: Eukaryota; Viridiplantae; Streptophyta; Magnoliopsida; Amborellales; Amborellaceae.